Apiotrichum porosum is the source of this 954-nucleotide messenger RNA. RefSeq lists its product as uncharacterized. NCBI's taxonomy places the organism in Eukaryota, Fungi, Basidiomycota, Tremellomycetes, Trichosporonales, Trichosporonaceae. The transcript has a single exon. The coding region runs from base 1 to 954 and encodes 317 amino acids. The record is from RefSeq and is a predicted model, not a curated record.
AUGGCCCCGCUCGACCACGAGAGCUUUCCAGACAUAAUGGACUCCAUUAUCCUUUCUGGCGACUGGGAAACAUGGAUCGCGUUGCGCGGGGCUUCAGCAACAUUCAAGACUCGCGUUGACGACCUCCUCCGGCGCCACCUCGUCAUGACACAUCCUGCACCCCGGGGAGCCAACUGGCACCCAGUAAUCAUCACUGGUCGAAGGUGCAACACACGCAUCGCACCCACUGCACCAACAUGGGGACCCGUGGGCUCGUACGCGGACAUUUUGGACGACACAGUUUUCGACCGCGCGCUGACGCACGCGCACGUCGUCGACCUCAAGGGCGCCCUCGACCCCCCACCAGAACUCAUCUUCAAGAUCUGUCCUCGAGUGCUACGCAUCAUGCCCGACAGCAGCGGCGAGUUCUAUCGUGGCGUACGCAGCUUCUCAGCCUUAGCCUACCAUCUCGUGGGCGGGCGUGAAGGCGGGACCCUCGUUGUCUUUGCCGGCGCAUUGAAACCAAAAGGUGACGUCAAUCUGCCGGCGUGGAUGCGCAAAGUCCUAUUCAACCUCCACUUCUGGGAGCAUGAAGACCGUCCGAUGCGCCUUGCCCCCCUCCCAUUCAAUGUGCAGUCGUUCGACCACAUGGACCCUGUUGGCAAGGAGCUGGUCUACAUCUUUCCAGACAACAAGGACGUUCCGCUGCACCUCGUCCGCUCCACGUUAAUGGACCUCAUCCACGGCUGGAACCUCGACCUCACAUACACCGUGGUCAACCUUGAAGGCGUGUGUGGGGGUGAGGACGCGGCGUCUCUCGCGGAACAGGAGAUUCCUCAGCAGUGGAUUAAAGAAAUGUUCUGGCGAGACCGAUAUCGACUGCAGCUCGCCAUGGCCAACGUCUCCUUUGUCACCCGCGCGCAGUACCGGGCAAGACUGGAUCCCGGCGAGUGGGAGCUCGAGACGGAGAUAUAG